This is a messenger RNA of Magnolia sinica, 2460 nucleotides long. RefSeq lists its product as uncharacterized. The record is from RefSeq and is a predicted model, not a curated record. Gene Ontology annotation, biological process: attachment of GPI anchor to protein. The transcript has 6 exons. NCBI's taxonomy places the organism in Eukaryota, Viridiplantae, Streptophyta, Magnoliopsida, Magnoliales, Magnoliaceae. The coding region runs from base 202 to 2388 and encodes 728 amino acids. Gene Ontology annotation, cellular component: membrane; GPI-anchor transamidase complex.
UGCGUGGACUAUUCAAAGAGAGAGAUUUGUCUGCUGAGGUGUGGGAAUGCUCGAACCAGCAACCGCCGAUUCCCCAGUAGAAGGCACUUGUAAUUUCAGAUGUUGCUUUUAAUCCAAUGAUCGAGAAAUCGGAUUUUUCUAAUCCUCUUUUACUGUUGGGAACCUCGAUUUCGAAGCUGAGGCUUAGUGAUUGAGCAAAGGAUGGAUGAAAAUGGGAAAAACAACAACAACAACAAUCCAAAUCCAAAUCCAAAACCAGAAGAGGGAAGGAGAAAACCUAGAUUGAUCGUUCGUCUCGGGAUAUUCCUCAUCUCUCACAGCACCGUUGUUAGUGUUUUGUGCUGUAUUGCAGGGCUUCUCACUCUCUUCCUCUUUCCGCUUCUCGCUAAAAACACCUACAUUUCUGAAAAUGCUCUCAUGCCAGGUUCUGCCAACCCCAUGUUCUCUGCUCAGGACACAAUAGAAGCAAAUAAAUUGGUUAAGGAUAUACUUGGCUGGAAAGAUAGGCCUGUAGAGGCGGGAAUAGAAAUCCCACGAUUGAUAGCAAAGCAUCUGGAAGAUUUGGAUGCUGAAGUUUAUUACCACAAGUUCCAUUCCCAAACCAAUCUGUUUCAUCCCUUGAACUUUUUCUCUGGUAGUCCCCAUUCUAGAUCGGCACGUGAAAACAGUAGUUGUAAUUCAACUGGCAUCAAUUCUGUUGGUGUGAUAAGAGCUCCACGUGGUGAUGGCAAAGAAGCAAUUGUGUUGGUGACGCCUUACAACUCGGGAAAGAUUGAACUAAGUGACGCUUUAUCAUUAGGCCUUGCAUACUCGGUUUUGUCUCUACUUAGCAGAGUUGCUUGGCUUGCCAAGGAUAUUGUGUGGUUGGCUGCAGAUUCACGAUAUGGAGAGUAUGCCUCAGUUGCUGCAUGGCUAAAAGAUUACCACAACCCUGUUUUCUUCAGUAGUUCAGAGAAAUCAGAAGCUGACAUGUGCCUCGCAAGCAGUAUCCUGCAUGAAUGGAAAGAUAACCAGCCUAAAGGGAGAAUAUCAGAGGUUUCUAGACGUGCUGGAACUAUGGCUGCUGCACUUGUCUUUAAGGUUGUGGACAGACAGGAAGAAACUGACAAAGAUGCUCUUAGUAUAUAUGCAGAAGCAUCUAAUGGCCAGAUGCCAAACCUAGAUCUCAUCAACAUCGUGCAGUAUUUGGCAGUUCAUAGGCAAGGUCUGCGUGUAAAGGUCAAGACAGUAUUUUCUUUACUUGACUCGAUGUUGCUCAAUAUUGUCGGUGACAUAAUUGAGUGGCUAAGCAGAAUGGCUGGAAGCCUAAAUCCACAAUGGAGAUUUGGAAUCCCUGCGACAGAUUUUGUUGAAGGCACUGCUACACUUGCAAGUUCAAUGUAUUCUCAGGCACUAGGUGUACCCACAGGUUCCCAUGGUGCUUUUCGUGACUAUCAAGUAGAUGCAAUCACUUUGGAGAUUUCACCCAAGAUCUCUUUGAAUAAGGAGUUUGGGCACUCUGCACUUCUUUUGAAAGGCGGCAGGUUGAUUGAAGGAGUCAUACGAUCCAUAAAUAACCUCCUUGAGAAGUUUCAUCAGUCCUUUUUCCUCUACUUCUUGACCUCUCCAGGCAAGUUUGUGUCAGUUGGAGUCUACAUGAUUUCUUUUGUGCUGCUUAUCAUGCCCCUUCCAGUACUUGCAGCUGCUCUUUAUUCUGGAAGCCAAACACCUAGCCAUCACAAGGACAUGGGAUUUGCUGUUGGAUCAUGGAGAUGGCUUCAUGCUGCAAAAAUGGUGUUCGUAGUUCACCUGUGGGGAGCCAUGGUUUCGCUACUGCCGUAUCUCAUCUCCCAAUUGCCUGAAACAACUUCCACCACCAGCAUGUUAAUAUGGGUUACGCUUUCCGUUUUCAUCCUCCUCAUCUUUCACCGUAUUUUGGGCUCCCCUUUUUCAUAUUCUGGCAAUGCUGCUGUACCAAGCCAGUCUCAGAAUGUCGAUUGGACCUUGCUGAAAGCUGUAAUGAUUGCAGCUGCUUCUAUAGGUUUGGGUCUCAUGUCAAUCAUUAAUUUUGCAGCAGCGCAAAUUGGAGCUAUGCUCUUGGUUCCCAUGUGCCUGAUCGUACACCCUUUGAAGCGCAUGCACAGAGCUGCGAGCUUGAGAGCAGCCCUUCUUACAAGUUGUAAUCUAGCAUUAGCAGUAAUUGGGUUCCCUCCAGCCACGCUGCUUAUCUUGAAAUCCUCAUUGGAGGGGUUUGGCGGGGUCGGCAUCGGUGACUUUUGGGAAUGGGCGGAAUCUUUGUGGGCAUGGAACAGCGCAACUUACCUUUACUUGCUGCUGGUUCAUCUUCCUUGCUGGGUGUUAUGCAUGCACAUUUUACUCCUUUGUGACUCUGUUGAGAGGAGAAACUGAAAUAGAUAUGGCAGAGAUCAUCACAUUCCUCACUGAGUUGAUAAGGGUUGCUGUAGAGACGGCAUACUGAAU